AUGGCCCCCAAGGCGGAGAAGAAGCCGGCCGAGAAGAAGCCGUCGACGGCGGCGGAAAAGAAGACCUCGAAGGACGGCGCCGGCGACGGGAAGCGGAAGAAGAAGGUUCACCCAGACAUCGGGAUCUCGAGCAAGGCCAUGGGGAUAAUGAACAGCUUCAUCAACGACAUCUUCGAGAAGCUCGUCGUGGAGUCGUCGCGGCUGGCGCGUUACAACAAAAAGCCGACCAUCACGUCGCGCGAGAUCCAGACCGCCGUCAGGCUCGUCCUCCCCGGCGAGCUCGCCAAGCACGCCGUCUCAGAGAGCACCAAGGCAGUUACCAAAUUCACGAGUUCUUAG
Messenger RNA from Striga asiatica, 339 nucleotides. The record is from the annotation of a GenBank genome assembly. Lineage: Eukaryota; Viridiplantae; Streptophyta; Magnoliopsida; Lamiales; Orobanchaceae.